This is a messenger RNA of Cylicostephanus goldi, 606 nucleotides long. Lineage: Eukaryota; Metazoa; Nematoda; Chromadorea; Rhabditida; Strongylidae. The record is from the annotation of a GenBank genome assembly.
AUGUCGAACUUUCAGACCUCGACAAUGGACUACGACAUGGACAUCUACCUGAUGAUGUCGUGGAGAGAUGCUCGGCUUGUCACUCCAUAUGACAAGCCGAUUCUCGUCAAAGAGGAAGAGAUACUCGAGAAAAUCUGGCGGCCAGAUCCUUUCUUUGCCAAUGCCAAAGAAGCAGAAUUUCAUGAGGUUACCUUCUUGAACUUCCUCAUGCGUAUCUUUCCCGAUGGGCUAGUACUGUAUGAAACCAGGGUCAAAAUCAAACCAUCAUGUAACUUGAUUUUGUGCAAAUAUCCACACGAUAAGCAGACUUGCGAUCUGUUGAUCAAGUCAUUUGCGUAUCCCGUCGAGACAGUUCAAUUUGAAUGGUUCACCCGCAGAGCAGAUGCAAUUGACAAAAAUCCUGAUGUCAAACUACCGGAGCUCUACAUCGAUCGUUAUGAGCCAACGACAUGUACCAAAGCUAGAAAAUCAGGCGCCUUCUCUUGCCUUCGAGCCGUGUUCCGACUGAAACGAGACGUUGGAUUUCACAUAGCACAGACGUAUAUUCCAACGUCUUUAGCGUUGAUGUUUUCUUGGGUAAAGAACCUUCACCCUAAAAUGACUUAA